CCCGCCGCCGGGCGCGGCGCUGCCGCCACGGAGCCGCGCCCCCCCCCCGCCGGCCGCACUUCACUUCCGCGGGGCGGAGCCGGCCGCGCGCGCCGCCAUGGAGGAGCGGGACGGAGGCUUCAGGAAGGAGACCGUGGACCGGCUGCUCCGCCUGCACUUCCGGGACGACAAGACGCGAGUUAACGGCGACGCUCUGCGGCUGACGGCGGAGCUGCUCAAGGUCUUCGUGCGAGAAGCAGCGGCACGAGCAGCGCGGCAGGCUCAAGCAGAGGACGUGGAAAAAGUGAAUAUUGAGCAUGUAGAGAAAGUGCUGCCACAGCUGCUCCUAGAUUUCUAGAGACCCCAUGAAGCAAAUGUGACGUGCCAGCUGCCAGCAGAAGAUCCUGAUCUGACAGUGAACAUCUGCCUUAGUAUACUCAGAGUCUAGCUCUAGGAAGAACAGCGUCAUCACCUUCUUUCUCUGCCAUACGGCUUCCAUUUCCUCUCUCCUUUACCAAGCAUGACAAAGCCCUAGGCAACUAUGCUAUCAGAUGCUAUUUUUAAAAAGAGGCUGCCCUACACAGUUUUGAUAGACUGUAAUUGGUUUCCAUGUUGCUGCCUUACUCCUUGAACAGUAGCCUGUACUUAAGAGCAUGGUAAAGUGCUGUUGCUUUCUCAGCUAAUGUGAGAAACAGGUGCUGCUUCACAAGACGAGAUGCAUGGAUAGACUUAAUGGCUGGAAAUGUCAUCCAAACAUCAGGCUCUCAACGCCUCAGCAGGCAGCUGUGGCAGAAACUUGAGGUUCAGCUCCAAGUCUGUCUAAUGAAUAGGUUGUUAACAGGAGCUCUGUUACAGGCUCCUGCCAAAAACAGGUAUCUGAUCUUUGUUUUAUAAAUAAACAGUGCCUGUCCCUCACUAGUUUCCAGUAUUUCUCCAGCACUGUGACAUCAAAGAAUGUUCAGAACCUUUUAACCAUUUGAUAUUCUCCUCAGAAGCUGCUUCCACUCUGCUAUAAAUUUGUUCUCACAAAGAAACAUCAAUAAAUCAAAACCAAGUCUC
Messenger RNA from Cygnus olor (mute swan), 1038 nucleotides. RefSeq names its product centromere protein X (gene CENPX). NCBI's taxonomy places the organism in Eukaryota, Metazoa, Chordata, Aves, Anseriformes, Anatidae. The transcript is spliced from 5 exons. Gene Ontology annotation, biological process: kinetochore assembly; resolution of meiotic recombination intermediates; replication fork processing. Bases 98 to 337 code for a protein of 79 amino acids. Gene Ontology annotation, cellular component: FANCM-MHF complex; Fanconi anaemia nuclear complex. The record is from RefSeq and is a predicted model, not a curated record. Gene Ontology annotation, molecular function: protein heterodimerization activity.